Populus euphratica (Euphrates poplar) is the source of this 1218-nucleotide messenger RNA. RefSeq names its product nucleic acid binding / methyltransferase. The transcript is spliced from 5 exons. Gene Ontology annotation, biological process: methylation. The record is from RefSeq and is a predicted model, not a curated record. The coding region runs from base 116 to 838 and encodes 240 amino acids. Gene Ontology annotation, molecular function: protein-lysine N-methyltransferase activity; nucleic acid binding. NCBI's taxonomy places the organism in Eukaryota, Viridiplantae, Streptophyta, Magnoliopsida, Malpighiales, Salicaceae.
UAAUACGAGUAAUUGUUUCCCUGAAGCUCGUUUUCCCACUUCAGUGGUUCAUCAAUGCCGUAAAAUAACAAAAGCGGCACCGUGUCCCCUCAAUUUCAUUUUGCAGGGCUACAAAAUGGAAGAAGAGCAAGUGAAACCUCAAAACGACACCGCUUUCACUGAAGACGACGACGACCCUCCAACGUUAAGUUCACACGCUCUGGCUGCUUUGAAAGAGUUCCUCCAACAACAACAACCCAUCACUGACCAAACUUCACAAACCGACGGAGAAGGUUCUGAAACCGGAGAGAAAGUAGCCUUAGUAGCAGAGGACUGGAGGCUUAGCCAGUUUUGGUACGAGCCGUUAACCGCAGAGACUGUAGCAAAUGAGGUUCUUGCUUUAUUAACCAAUCCCAGUUCACUCGCAGUUUGUAUCGCUUGUCCAACUCUUUAUGCUUACAUCAAGAAAAUUGAUCCGAGUGUGAAUGUGCAAUUACUGGAGUAUGACAAGAGAUUUGUGCAAUAUGGGAGUGAUUUCACGUUUUAUGAUUAUAAUAAACCAGAAGAUUUGCCUGGUCAACUUAAGCAUUCUUUUCAAGUUGUUGUUGCUGAUCCUCCUUAUUUGAGUCAGGAGUGUUUAGAAAAGGUUGCUCAAGCAAUUUCUUUUCUUGCAAUACCAGGAAAAUCAUAUUUGCUUCUACUCACAGGAGACGUGCAGAAGGAUAGGGCAGCUGAGCUCUUAGGAUUGCAUUCAUGUGGUUUUAGGCCUCAACAUUCUAGCAAACUUGGGAAUGAAUUUAGGCUAUUCACAAACUAUGACCCUGGAAUGAGACUAGGAGGGUGGGAGCUGGAGAAAUAGAUCUUUUCUCUCUCCAUUGAUCCGUUCAUCAUAUGUGGGCAGACUUUGGACCAUUGAUUGGAUGCAGAGAAUGAUUAUAAUGGGAGCCUUUCCUUUAACGAUAAAUGGAAAGGUCGAGGUAGAUCGAUGCAUUUAAGAAUGCUUACACUAUUGACGUGGGUGUAUGGUGCCUUCCUCCUGAACCCCAGGAUAUCUUCUGCUUAUUUUUAAUUUUUGAACACUGUGAAAUUUUAGUUUGUAAUUUUGGAUAUGUGAAUUAGUCCAAUGCAAACUGUCUAGAGAGAAUUUGAGAUUUUAAAUCAGAAUCGCUUUCAGAUGUGCUUUCGCUCUAGCCAAGUAAAACUCACAGGUUGUACUUCAAUCAACCAGUUUUUGUCACA